Molecule: messenger RNA, 1242 nt
Organism: Pelecanus crispus (Dalmatian pelican)
Lineage: Eukaryota; Metazoa; Chordata; Aves; Pelecaniformes; Pelecanidae
Source: RefSeq, a predicted model, not a curated record
GGUGGGAUGGGGAUUGGAGUGAAAUUCCCAGCCCUGCUAGCGCCUCCAUCUUCCCCAGAGGCUGACGCUGCUCUGCACCUGCUGCAGGAUGCCUCGUUGGGCUCUCUGACUGUGUACGUGGUCCCUGAAACCUCCUCUCUCCUGCCUCAGGGCAUCAGCGUCUACGUGGGGAAGCACCGCAGCGCCCUGGUAAGGGCUGGGGGGGGCCUGGCCACCCUCCGCACCCGCAUCCGGCAGCUCACGCAGGUGAUGUCCUUCACGGCCAGCUCCAUUGCCGCCGCCCUCUCAGACCGCGUGCCCGAUGGCCAGCUCAGCCCUGACGCCCGGCGGCACUUGAAAUCCAGCCUGGGGUAUGAGAUCACCUUCAGCCUGCUAAACCCCGACCCCAAGUCCCACACCGUGGACUGGGACAUUGAGGAUGCUGUGAACCGGUACGUGCAGCCCGUCCUGGACAAACUGAGCUUGGUGGCCAACUUCUCUGUUGACUCGCAGAUCCUGUACUACGCCGUCCUAGGAGUGACACCACGCUUUGACAAGGAGUCCUCCAGCUUCCUUCUGAGCGCCCACAGCCUCCCGCACGUCAUUAACCCUGUGGAGGCCAGGCUGGGCUCCAGCGCUGCCUCACUCUACCCCGUCCUGAACUUCCUGCUGUACGUGCCGGAGCGCUCCCACUCCCCUCUGUACAUCCAGGACAAGGAUGGAACCCCAGUGAGCACCAACGCCUUCCACAGCCCCCGCUGGGGCGGCAUCAUGAUUUACAACGUCGAAGCCCCUGCUUCCCCCCAAGCCUCCCUCCCGCUGCAUGUGGACGUGGACAUGGUGCGAGUGAUGGAGGUUUUCCUGGCCCAGCUCCGGUUACUGUUUGGGUUAUCUCGGGAGGAGCUGCCUGCUGAGUUUCUGCUGGAGAGCCUGGGGAACGAGGGGCUGGCCGACUGGGAGCUGGACCGCCUGCUCUGGGCCCACACCGUGGAGAACAUCGCCACUGUGUCCACCACCUUGACCUCGCUGGCCCAGCUCCUGGACAAGAUUGGGAAUAUUGUCAUCAAAGACGAUGUUGCCUCUGAGGUGUACCGAGCGGUGGCCUCGGUGCAGAGUGCCAUGGCCGAGCUGGCCACGGGCCACCUGCACUCGGCUUUCCAGGCCAGCAAGGAGGCAGUCACCUCCUCGGAGCGGGCCUUCUUUGACCCAUCUCUCCUCCAUCUUCUCUACUUCCCCGAUGACCAAAAAUUUGCCAUCUACAUC